CCAUUAUGGUCAGCCAUGGCGUGGCUGCCGGGCGGGCUGGCCGAGCUGCGCUGGGGCGCGCUGGUCGCUCUCUUCGUGGCGGCGCUGGCCACGCUGGCCGUGUACCUGGUGCAGUACGCGCUGCUGGCGCUGCGGAGGGGCCGCCCGCCGCCGGCCCCCGCUCCGCCGGUGCAGCGGGACGAGCUGCUGGAGGAGGGCGGCUCGGUGCUGGCCUGGGCGCUGUCGCGGGGCAGCUGGAGGCGGCAGUGGCGGCGGGCCUGGGUGGCGGCGCUCCGAGCCGAGGCGGCGGAGCGGGCGGAUUCUCAGUUGCUUACAUUUGAGGAAGAUGACCCAGCAGAACCACUUGAGCUAGCAGUUAAAGAAGUUACCAGCAUUGUAAAGUCAGCUGGAGAGAAGGUGGUUUCUUGCAAUGUUGUGGGGGAUUCUGUGAAAUUCCUCGUUGCUGUCUCAGCCCCUCCGCCCGCGGCUGCCGAAGCUCAGUCGUAUUUUGUGAAGCUGUCCCCAGUACACCUGCAGCUUCAGCUCUCUGUGAAAGACAAAGGAGAAGAUGUCAAAGUUGAGUGGCUCCUCAUUAACACCGAUGAAAUCAACUUUGAAAUCCAGCCAGCAGUGCAGGAGGGGCAGACAGCAGGGACAUGUGCAAUAUCUGAAACACUCAGAGAUGUCUUGAAGAACCUCUUCAGCUCAGCUUCUCCAUCUGUAGAGCUGAGUGUGAGGCCUGCAGACACAAAGGAGGUUCAGAAUGUCCAGAACACACUGAGCCUUGUCCCUCAGGGCACCAGUCCUCCCAAGCCUCCGAGGGCUCACGAGCUGAAGCUGCUGCUGAGGAACAUCGCGCUGGAGCCCCCGAGCGACCUCCGUGCUGCAGGCAGCACAAACCUUGUGUGUAUAGUUCAGUUGAAUGACCCUAUGCAGAAGUUUUCCAGCUCUGUAGCCAAAAAUGCUGCACAUCCCUUUUGGAAGGAAGAGUUUAUCUUUGAACUAAGUGCCAAAUCAAAAGCAUUGCAACUGCAAAUAGUAGAAGAUGGAAAGUUGGAUAGUCCUUUAUCCGGGCAGGUGACUGUCCCCCUGGACCUGUUCAGGAAGCAGCCCUGUGGCCAGCACAGCUUUGCCCUGGGCAGAGGGGCCGGGGAGAGCAGCUCAGAGCCAGGGCCCGGGCUGGGCUCCAUCACUGCAGAGUUCUCUUUUAUAGAGCCCAGUGAAGUGAAGGCCAGGCAGGUGUCCUCUCCAGUGCUGGCCACCAAGAUCGAGAAGGACCGCACCGUGAUGCCCUGUGGCACUGUGGUCACCACUGUCACUGCUGUGAGAACCAAACCUCGCCUGGAAGGGAGAUCCUCCCCCCUGAGCUCAGAUUCUCCUGUGAAAACUCCAGUCAAAGUAAAGGUGACUGAAAAGGAUUUCAUUGUUGAAGCCCUCCAUUCUCAUGGUGCUCCAGUCAGCAAAACUUUGUCAUCUUCAGAUACAGAGCUGCUGGUACUGAACGGCACCGACCCCGUGGCAGAGGCGGCCAUUCGGCAGCUGAGCCAGUCUGCCAAGCAGAAGCUGAAGUCCCCUCGGAAGAAAAGCACCAUUAUCAUAUCAGGGGUGUCCAAGACCUCUUUAUCUCAGGACAGUGAAGCUUCACUGAUGAUGGACUAUGCUGCAGCCAUGGACAGCUCCUGCAGGGAAGCAGAUCCACCCACUGUGGAGGAAAAUGUUGCAAAAAUCACCUCUGACAAAAAGCAGUCACUGGAUGCUUCAGAAAGAGUCCCUGGCACCCACCCACAGCAAAGCACCCCCAAGACCUGGGGUUUGGAGAAUGGCAGCCAGCAGUGGGACACCAGCACACUCUUAGACCAGACCUCUGAAGAAAUAUCUGGGAGCUCAUUAAGUGUUUCAGAAACUGGGAGCAUGAAAAAAUCUAAAGGUGGCAUUUUGAAGAAAAGCGCCAAGCUGUUUUUCCGCCGGCAGCACCACCAGAAGGACCCGGGGAUGAGCCAGUCCCACAAUGACCUGGUGUUCCUGCAGCACCCCCUGGCAGAGGAGGGCCGCAAGAAGGGGGGGACACUCUCCAGAAUGCUGAGCAAGAAGCUCCUUUCCAGGAACAAGAGCAAGACCAAACUGAACGGGGCCUCGGGAGAGCCGUACCCAUGAACCCAACCCCUCUCCAUGGAUUCCUGCUCACAUGAGCACUUGUUUACAGAGCAGUCCUAGAGAAUACAAAUAUGGCUGAUGGCUUGCAUAAAAGGAUGUUCACUGUUAACAGUGGUCUUUUUGGUUUAUUUUUCCAAAAUGCUUUUUCUCCCUGAUGAUGAAGUUGUUCCUCCAAAUACAAGCAGUGCUGAAUGUGUCCAGCUUUUGGAGGAGUGUGUGGUUUCUUCUGGAAGAGGAGGGAGGAUAAAGAAUGGUGCAGGUGGGGACCAAGAAGGCACCUGAUGUCCUGGGGUGCAGUGGGAAGAGCAUUUCCAGCAGGUAAUGCCCCUGUGCCCAGCCCUGGGGGCACCUCUGGCUGCUGUGCCCAGCUCUGGCUCCUCAGCACAGCAGGGCCAGGAGCUCCUGGAGCUGAGCAAGGGCCUGGAGCAGCUCCGUGCCCAGGAAAGGCUGAGGGAGCUGGGGCUGCUCAGCCUGGAGAGGAGCCCCAGGGAGAGAGAGGGGCUGAGCCCUGCCUGGGCCUGCCUGUCCCUGUGUCCAUCCCUGUGUCUGUCCCUGUGUCUGUCCCUGUGUCUGUCCCUGCCUGUCCCUGUGUCUGUCCCUGCCUGGCCCUGUGUCUGUCCCUGUGUCUGUCCCUGUGUCUGUCCCUGCCUGUCCCUGUGUCCAUCCCUGUGUCUGUCCCUGUGUCUGUCCCUGUGUCUGUCCCUGUGUCUGUCCCUGUCUGUCCCUGUGGCUGUCCCUGUGUCCAUCCCUGUGUCUGUCCCUGCCUGUCCCUCUGUCUGUCCCUGUGUCUGUCCCUGUGUCUGUCCCUGUGUCUGUCCCUGUGUGCAGAGCUCAGAGCAGGCCCAGGCUCUGCUCCAGGCCCAGCAAUGGCCCCAGAGCCACGGGCAGGGCCUGAGCCCAGCAAUUCCCCUCACAGGAGGCACAACUUCUGCCCUGGGCAGUGCCCAGCCCUGAGCAGAGCCCAGAGGGGCUCUGGGGGCUCCUCCCUGGGGACAUUCCAGAGCCAUCUGGACCCAGCCCUGUGCCCUGUGCUCUGGGAUGGCCCUGCUGGAGCAGGGAGGUGGCACCAGGGACCUUCUGUGACUUCCAGCCUGACUGAUCCUGUAGGGAGGACCCAAAUGUGAUCACCUGGUUUACAUCAACAGGGAGCUCUGGACUGAAACCUCGCAUCCAUUUAUGUGACUGAACCUCUCCAGAGAGAGAAAACACCACUGUGCUCCCUCCCUACAGCCUGCAACAGUAGCAACUGAUUUUUCUAGUCUGAAAGGGAGAAAAAAGAGGCCCAGAUGCAGUUUGUGCUGUGAUUUGGAAGGGGAUGAGUGUUCAGAAGCAGAAGGAAAAUGCUGACUCAGACACCCUACUGUAAUAACUGUGGCCUGCUAUAGUCACUGCUCAGCCCCUGGAGGUGGAGAGAUGCCUUUGACAUUAGCCAUAAAUCAAUCAAUUAUGCAAAUAUCAAUACUAGCAUAUUGUUUAAUAUUCUGCUUAAAAAAAAGUUACGCUUUAAAACACAGAACUUGGGUGGUUUUGUUUAAAUCUACUUGAAGCUACACGCAAACAAAGUAUUUGUAAAAUCUUAAAUGUAGCUUUUCUUCCCUGUGUGAGAAGCUGUACUGCUGAUGCAAAAACUCAUCUUAGGGGCUCUAAUUCCUUUUCCCAAGUGCUUGUUAGACAAGUACAUAAACCAUCAUAUCAAAUGCAAAGCUAGGAGCAGUAAAUGGUGAGUAGAGCAUAGUUAACCCUACAGUGCUUUUCAUUGGAAAGCUUGUCUUACUUGCCAAACACUGAGAUCUUCAAAUAUACAGUUGUGAAGGAAGCUUUUGAAAAUUUAUGAAUUCCCUUAGUUCAGUUUCUAGAUCUACCAGUGUUGUCAUGUGCUGAGUGGUUGGCCAGAUGAGUUUUUUAACCUUUUUUCCUUGCUAAAUAUUGCAGCUGGCUCCUUUAGUCUAAAAUGAAAAACUGAUGGGAGCAAAGGCAUAGUUCUCAUUUUGACUGUGAAGAAGAGUAAAAUGUCAGUAUUUCACAGGUACCAUCUUUCAUGCUUUACCUGUAUUUUUCCAUCAUCUGCAUUCCUGCUGAGAACAGAGGACCAAGCCUGUUCUCUUCAGCCAAGAAAAGCAUCCAAUCAUUCCAACUGAAUUACUAACCUGAAUGGAUGAUAGACUUUGUGCCUACUUUGCCAACAGUGAUUUUUCCCCUGGCCCCUUUCCUCCCUUUAAGCUGUCCAACACUUUGGUGGAUAUUUGGGCUUUCAACUUAAAGCAUUCAUCAAAAAUAGAAAGUUGCAGAAGAAUAGAAACACAUUUCAAAUUUCUGACGGAUUCAAGGUUCUCUUGGUGAAUCAAUAUCAAAGUAGAGGAGGUUUGGUUUCUUUUUUACCAAGAAAAUAUUAGAACUGAACGGUCAAAAUCUUUUAACUGCUUAAAAAUACUGUUUAUGUGUAACCUCCCAAGAUCACUGUGGUGGAACAGUAGACCAGACUAUCAAAUAGUUGUACGUUUAAGCAUGCUGCUGCUUAUGAAAACACUUGAAGGCAUUUUAAUGUUCUGUAUUUUGAAAAUUGGGUACAAAUUGAUCUUCUGGAGCUGUAUUGUGCUUGGAAAUCCCAGUUCAGUAAUACAGGUUUGUCCAGACUGAAUGUGCCUGAACAGUUUUGUUUAUUUCUAAUUUAAUACAAAGUCGAAAUUUUGUUUCUGCAUUUGUUCUACAGUGUUUCAUGAUGUGAGCAUUAAAAUCCCUGAUGUCAUGUUCCCUCAACAGACACCUUUUCUCUUGGAAUUUCUCCAGGAAUUCUCUGUGUUAUGGGGCAGGAUGGGAGUCAAGUCCCUGCCAUUGUUAAAUGCUCAGUCUUUGUUGCUGAAAGAUAAAACCACAACAGUUCCCUAAAUUCAAGAAAUCCAAAUGAAACUGAGCUCCAUGGGUAGCACAUCCAUACCCUAAAAACAAACAGCUGUGGAAUUUGGAAUGUAGAAGCAGCACAUAACAUUACUUGAAGUUGUCUUAAAUUACUGAGCUGGGAUUUUAAUUUACAGAAGCUUUAGCAUGUACUGUAGAACAGAGUGAAAUAACACUGAGUAACUUGCAGGAUACAGCACUAGGAUUUGCUUGUAAUUUACCCCAGGGAAUGGAUACACAUGGAAAAAAUUGGUUCAUUUAAGGUUUUGAUGAUCACUUGAAUGCUUGUCUCAGUGGUGGGAAUGAAGGACAUUCUUUACUGCAAACUGUGUGAAGGUUUGGGCUCACAUGUGUUAAGAGAGAAUGAAUUCUCCAGAUAAGGAGAGCAAAGCAUUUGGUGUAAAAAGGGGGUCUGGUUUUUUAUUUGCCUUCACUCCUCAGGAAAAUAAACAUUGUUUGGUUUGAUGUUGGAUCUCUGUAUCUGGCGGGUGUGUUCCUCACCUCUUCUUACUCCUCUGCCAAUAAUUUAUGUCCUGCUGUAAAAACAAACUAAGGCGCUAAACAAGGGGACAGCUGAGUUGUGACAACCCCAAAGACCCACAGUAAGGAAUCCCAUCCCCUCCUUAGGUUGUCAUUUAAGAUCAGGAGAUCUGAGGAUGCAUUUGGGUCAGUGUGAGCUGGAUCCUCACAACCUGCAGGAUCCACACUGCAGUUUUGGGUCAGAAACACUGGAUUUGUCAACAGGCACAAAUAAUACUGGGAUAUGUCCUGUGCAGUUUUUGUUUUACAAAACACCUUCUGUGUUUUGUAAUUUGAUCCAUUGUUCAAAUGUCUAGUUAUUAAAAUUACAAAGAAUUUUAAUAACUACCCACUUGAACAGCAGAUAAAAUCUUUACAUGAUAUUAUUACAUUGAACACUUGUUGUUUACUGCCUUUCAAUUUAAUGAAGUCAGAAUAGUAAAUUGGAAACAACCUGUGAAAUAUUCAUUCUUUUUUGUCCCUUUUCUCACACUUUUGUGUUUCUGGAUGUUCUGUACAGCAAAGAAAGCAUGGGUAUUUUUUUCAUGAGGACUAAGAGAUGAAGGCUUGCUUCUUUCUAAAGAAUUUUUCUGCCCAUACAUGCAACUUCUUACUUUGUAUUUUUAGUUUGUUUUGCUUUAUGGUUAAAUUUGCCUCAAUGGAGACAAGCCCUAUCCUCACCAAGAUUUGUCUUAGCUUUAGUGUGAAUUUUGACUGAGCAAAUAGUACAAGGAUUAAAUUACUCUUUGUAGAUGAAAGCAAUAAAACUACCUGAUAUCUCCAAUGGGAAUAUAAGCUAAGUAACUUUCUUCAAGUGAUUGGGAUCCCUUUCAAAGUCACUUUAAAGAGGAGGGGAAGGUUUAUCCAUAGGUCAUUGGUAUUUUAUAUCCCACUUGACCCAGGAAGAAAUUAGAGUCAUUUCACUGCUAACAAUAUGUAAAACUUGGGAAUCUGAAGGAAUGCCAGGGUAGAAAGAUUGCAUUUUGAAAGCAAAAUACCUUUGCUAAACUUCUUCAGCUUUAUGGACAGGUCAUACACUGUGCAGGCAUAAAUACUGGGCUUUAUUAUUAUGAUUUCUGACAGAUUUUCUUUUCUCCUGCUCUUUCUGUUGGGGCUCCAGGCCAUACAGAGUUUGUGCUGUCUUGCUCUUGAGAGGACUGGAUUUAUAGUGCUGCUUUUUGGAUGAAACUGGCUGGCAAUUACAGCAGUUUUGGGGAUCAGUGGAAUUUUACAGCAUUUCCUGCUACUGCAUCUCCUUGCUGUUUCUGGGUGUUUUGCAAGUGAAAACUUUCUGCUGUGUGUGUUUCUUGCAGAGUUCCGCUGUUCUUUAUGUGCAAAUU
Melospiza melodia melodia is the source of this 6887-nucleotide messenger RNA. It is a transcript of the gene C2CD2, whose product is annotated as C2 calcium dependent domain containing 2. The coding region runs from base 16 to 2133 and encodes 705 amino acids. NCBI's taxonomy places the organism in Eukaryota, Metazoa, Chordata, Aves, Passeriformes, Passerellidae. The record is from RefSeq and is a predicted model, not a curated record. The transcript is spliced from 14 exons.